Molecule: messenger RNA, 357 nt
Organism: Puccinia triticina
Lineage: Eukaryota; Fungi; Basidiomycota; Pucciniomycetes; Pucciniales; Pucciniaceae
Exons: 1
Coding region: 1-357 (118 amino acids)
Source: RefSeq, a predicted model, not a curated record
AUGGCCGGCUGCAGAGAUUCUUCAAGGAACGAAGACACUUUGAAGCGAAGAGACCAUCUUCGAAAGUCGCCUUGGGACCACAAUCUCGAGACCGACCAGCUACUUGGAACACUGUCGACUAGAGAAAGGCCGGGAGUUGCAGCUAGCCAAGUUGGCCAUACAACCUCUUCUCGCCUUUCGAAAAACUCUCAGCGUUAUCGAUUGUCGAGCAUUGCUUCUCGACCGUUCAUUGGCGAUGCGGAGACCUCCGUCGUCAACCCACUGCGGUGUCCGGGUGGGAAUACUUGCGGGCGCGUUUACCAACGGUUUCUUGGAGUUACUCGCCAGUCUCUUCGUCCCUCUCGAAACUACGCUUAG